This is a messenger RNA of Hemicordylus capensis (graceful crag lizard), 2256 nucleotides long. RefSeq names its product MRG domain binding protein (gene MRGBP). The record is from RefSeq and is a predicted model, not a curated record. Bases 228 to 1055 code for a protein of 275 amino acids. Gene Ontology annotation, cellular component: NuA4 histone acetyltransferase complex; nucleus. Gene Ontology annotation, biological process: regulation of transcription by RNA polymerase II. NCBI's taxonomy places the organism in Eukaryota, Metazoa, Chordata, Lepidosauria, Squamata, Cordylidae. The transcript is spliced from 5 exons.
CAGGAAAGGGCUUGGAGAAGAAACCGAGGCAGGCUUCCCUCCCGCCCGGCCUGGCUGGCUGGCUUUCGCCCCCACCCCGCCCGGAACCGGGCGCUGGAGGAGGCAGAGGCGGUGGGAGGAGGAGGAGGCGCCCCCCACGGCGCGCGCUUGCAGGGAGCCCGGCGGUCGCCAGGGGGCGCUCCGUGCUGGCCGGGGCUGCCUGCUCUGGGCCUCGGUCUGUGGCGGCGAUGGGCGAAGCGGAGAGCUCGGCUGGGGCGGCCGACGUGAAGGCGCCCUGCCCUGCUGCCGCAGCCGCCGGACCGGUGUCUGUGUCCGCCGCCGCCGGGCCGGAGCCCAUCGCGCAGGCCGGGUCUGAGGAGCCAACGCCGAGCGCCUCCUCCACCACCACCACGGCGGCAGCAGCCGCGGCCGGCUCUUCCUCCUCCUCCUCCUCCAUCUCCUCCUCCUCCUCGGCGGUGGCGGCGGCAAUGACGGCGGCGGCUCCUCCUCCUCCCCCGCCGCCCCCUCUCCCCGCGCCGCCGGUGGUAUGGAGCCCGGAGGUGGAGGUGUGCCUCUUUCACGCCAUGCUGGGUCACAAGCCCGUCGGUGUGAAUCGUCAUUUUCACAUGAUCUGCAUUCGAGACAAAUUCAGUCAGAAUCUUGGGAGGCAGAUUUCUUCUAAAGUCAUCUGGGACCAUCUGAGCACUAUGUAUGACAUGCAAGCACUGCAUGAAUCUGAGAUUCUCCCCUUCCCCAACUCAGAAAAAAACUUCAUCCUCCCUGAAGAAAUUAUUCAAGAGGUAAAAGAAGGAAAAGUGAUGAUUGAAGAUGAUAUAAAAGAAGAAAUUAAAGAAGAGAUAGAAUCACAUGCAGGUCCCGAAGAAGUGUAUGUAUCUAUAGGAAGCCUGGCAAAAGCCGCUGAAAAAGCAAGCAACAAGGAGAAAGAGAGAAGCUCUUCAGAAUCUGGAUCCAAAGAAGGAGCGGAUAAGAGAAAGCGGAAUAGAGUCACGGAGAAGGUCUUAAAUGCAAACAGCAAUCCUUCCAGUCCAAGUGCGGCAAAACGGCGUAGGACAUAGCCAAUGGCUGAACAAGGCAAAAACAUAUUUUAAGUGCAGAGCCUGGGAAGUAGAGUCUAGGUAGCGCUAGGGGGAAAUGAGUGGGAAAGGCACAGGCUCUGUGGGAAUGCAUGACUUUGGCUGUCUCCCCUGAGAGCAGAUGGCUUGCUGGUCAGCAGAAGGGAGCUGGGCAGCGUCUGCGCUCCUAGAAUUUUGGGAGGAGAGCAAGACCGGCUGCUUGACAAACCUGUGUCAAACUUGACUGAGCAAGUCAAGCAAAGGCAUUUCUUGCAUACCGCUUCCACACUAUGUAUUUAAACAUCAUUCCUGGACAUGUUUGUGGAAACAAAGAGUUCUUGAAUAGCUGACUUCAACUUCAGACCACUGUUGUGUCUUGAACUGCAGUUGCUAAUUUUGGUGACUGUGUCGUAAGCGGUCAUUGCUCUCUGAGAUUUAGCAAUACCAAAUGUCAGCAGGCCUUGUUUAAAAAAAAUCACAGACUACAGACCACUAGUGUACGACAAAAGAGCAUUCUUUGCUUCUAUUACAUUCAGCUUUGCUUUUUGGAAACCAGGAGUAUAAAUUAUUUUCAAGAUGGUGCCAUUAAGCAAAGCAAAGAUAGUAGUAUUGCUAGAUAACAAACAUCUUUAAACCAGGGGGUGUGGGCUAUGUUUUAUUUAUAGGAGGCUUAAAAUAAAGUGUCAUCUGUAUAAUGGAAGAUCAGCACAAACUGCUAAAGGUAGAAGAAAUCGGGAGUCUUGUCUCAGCCACUUGUACUGUAUUAAUGCCCUAGCUGCAAAGUAUUUCAGUACCGUUUAAAGUCAGUGAAGUAACAACACAGAAGGCACUUGCCAGACUAGGGCAAUAAUGUAUAUAUCUUUUUUGUAUUCAUUAUUUAAUUUGUUUUUUAAAAGAAAACAUUAUUUUUACUAGGAGUCUUUAAAUGGAAAAAGUGUUGAAAAUGGUGAUUUUUUUCAUGUUCAUUUACUUCUAAAAGUAAUUUUAACUUAAAAUGUUUUAGAUUUAUAUGCAGAGUUGUUAAACACUGAGCAUUUAUCUUUUAUGGAUGUUCAGAUAGUAAAGUCCCCCUCCCUUUAUUUUGAUGGAAAAUCUGUAUUUUAUAUGGAAAAACAAAGCAAGCAGAGAGUGAAGGUGACUAAAAAGUUGCCCAGUUACAACUUUGUGUUAAUUUUGACUAUUCAAUAAAGAGACACAGUCCAUA